CAAUACCUUGAAGAACACAUAAGUAUUGUUUAGUGAUUCAAGAAAAGUGCGUUUUUUAGUAAAGAAAUUUUUAAUAUUGCAAUAUUUAUUAAAGAAAGCUGAGAGGAUAGUAAAAUUAUUUUCAAUUAUACUGUUUUAUAUGAACGUCUGUUGGUGUCGCCCUUCAGCAAAUAAGGUUAUUGCAAAAGCAGUUUACCAUAACUGAAGCGCCUUUAAAUCGAGUUGAUAAAAACGUAUAUAAAGAAACAUUUCACAAAUAUACAAGUGCAGAUAAUAGUCACAGACGGAAUACGCAAAUAUUGGCAUUGACUAUUGGAACAGUAAUCUGAAAUAUUGAGAGGUAAUAAGCAGAAAUUACUCGCAUGUGUGCAUCCUGUCAACAACCAUAAAUGAUUUAUUUAGUUUAAUACGCGCUAGUGAUCAACUCGCUUGACUUUCAACUACCGAUAAGGCAAAUAAAAUCGAGUGAAAUUACACAAUUCUCCAAUAUACAGACAAUCAAUUAUAUACAUAUUAUUGUGUAUAUAGUUGCUGUGCAAAUUUAAAGGUUCCUUCAAACUCAACAACGGAGCCGCCGCUACGAGCUGUGAGCUGUGAAAACGAAACUGAAACGGUUAUUCAACCAACAAACUGAAUUGAUUCCGAGGCGAACGCUUAAAGACGACGGUUGGUCGAGCGGGAAAUUGAAAAUAUAAUACAAAUCGUACAAUUCAAAAAGUCCAAGGAAAUAAUUCUGUAAAGAAUACAAUACUUUGAGUUUAAGACGUUUUUGUAAAAGUCAACAUCACUAACGGUGAUAAUUAAGCAUUGCAUUAGUUUUUGCAAUAACAACAACAACGUGCAUGAAACGACGAAGUUGAAAUUUGUGAUUCGUGCAUUUUUUUGGUUGUGUUCAAUUUGUUUCUGCAUUUUCAUGAGUGCAAAGUCAAAGACUGCAUUUUGAGCAAAACAAAAGUCAACAAAACAUACGAUAUACUAGCAAAGUGUUACGAAAAUAACCGAAACUACUUGUAUAUUCAACAACGGCAAAAAUUCACACAAAGAAUUGCAACAGCAAGCAGAAUAAGUGCAGAGUGCAAGCAGAGAAUAGAAAGUAGAAAGCUUUGAAAAAAAAAACUCUUGCAGCCAAGGAGAUACACAAGAGGCAGGAAGAGUAGCACAAGCAUAUUGCAAAAAAAGCUAAUAAAGUGUAUAUAGCUUACUCAAUUCAAACCUACGCACACACCCCCCACAGUACAGCGCAGGUCUUUGUAAAAAAACAAGAAAAGAAAAAAACAGAAACGUACUAUUGCAAAGUCACAUAAAGCUUUGAGAGCAUCUAACUAAAACGUAUUUGUGCGAAAAAGCAUAUAUACCUACAAUUUGCAUUGAACUAAUCGCGGAAGCGAACGAAUUGUGAAAAAAACAACACUAGAUACCUCGUUGUGCAAAAGCUAGGCAAAUCGACAGAGAUGGAGAAAGAUUUGAAUGGUGCAAUGCAGAGCCUUGCUAUUAAUAGCAGUGGCAGCGCUAUUGUCAAUGGUUGUUGUCGCGGCACCGACGGCGACGUUAUCGGUAAGCUUUCGUGCCACAGUCAACAACAACAAUUUGACGAUUGCAGCAAGCUCAGCAACAAUCAAAACAGCGGUCAUUGCGGCGCAUGCAAGUGUAACGUUAGUAUACAGUCAGCGGACGAGACAGACAACGUACGCGUUGCUAACGGCGCAGUUGGCGGCGUAGCCAAUGUUACAUCCAGUUUCGCGUACAAAUUGGCAUCUGCGCAGCAGUUACAGCAACUUCAGCAGCAGCAACAGCAGCAAGCACAGCCACAAACACCACCGCCACCAUACGCUAACGCUAGUGCCGCGGAAAAACACAAAAUGGUUCACGAGUUAUGUCAGCAAUUAAUAUUAACGGAUGAACAGAUCAAGGAAUUAAAUUAUCGCAUCCUGCACGAGAUCAAGCGUGGCCUCAACAAGGAUACACAUCCCAAAGCCGAUGUCAAGUGCUGGGUAACGUAUGUACAAGAUUUGCCAAAUGGCAAUGAACGUGGCAAAUUCCUUGCACUCGACCUUGGCGGCACCAAUUUUCGUGUGCUGCUCAUCCAUCUGAAGGAGGAGCAUGAUUUCCAAAUGGAAUCACGCAUUUACGCUAUACCACAACACAUCAUGAUCGGUACCGGUCAGCAGUUGUUCGAUCACAUCGCUGAAUGUUUGGCUAGUUUCAUGUCGGAGCAUAAUGUGUAUAAGGAGCGCUUGCCAUUGGGCUUCACCUUCUCCUUCCCACUGCAACAGCUCGGUCUGACCAGAGGUCAUUUGUCCACAUGGACGAAGGGUUUCAAUUGUUCCGGUGUAGUUGGUGAAGAUGUUGUGCAACUAUUGAAGGACGCCAUUGCGAGACGUGGUGAUGUACAAAUUGAAAUUUGUGCUAUUCUAAACGAUACUACUGGUACAUUGAUGUCGUGCGCCUGGAAGAAUCAUAAUUGCAAAAUUGGUUUGAUUGUUGGUACCGGUUCCAAUGCUUGCUAUGUAGAGCGUGUCGAAGAAUGUGAAUUGUUCGAAGGCGCAUCUAAUGGCAAAUCACAUAUGCUCAUUAAUACAGAGUGGGGCGCUUUGGGUAAUAACGGUAUGUUGAACUUCCUGCGCACCGAAUUCGAUGACGAAAUCGACAGACACUCCAUCAAUCCGGGCAAACAACUGUUUGAGAAAAUGAUUUCGGGCAUGUACAUGGGCGAAUUGGUACGUUUGGUGAUAGUUAAGCUGGUCAAAGCAGGUGUACUCUUCAAGGGACAAGAUUCAGAUGUGUUGAUGACACGCGGCCAAUUCUUCACGAAAUAUGUUUCAGAAAUCGAAGCUGAUGAACCAGAUAAUUUCACCAACUGCCGCAUGGUGUUGGACGAAUUGGGCUUGAACGACGCCACCGAUGAGGAUUGCGCCAAUGUCCGUUAUGUCUGCGAAUGUGUCUCAAAGCGUGCUGCGCAUUUGGUGUCCUGCGGUAUUGCGACGCUUAUCAACAAAAUGGACGAAAAACAGGUGACAGUCGGCGUUGACGGUAGUGUAUAUCGUUUCCAUCCGAAAUUUCACACGCUGAUGGUGGAGAAAAUCUCAGAACUGAUAAAGCCAGACAUUAGCUUCGACCUGAUGCUGUCCGAAGACGGUUCCGGACGUGGUGCGGCGCUAGUUGCGGCGGUAGCGUGUCGGGAGGACAAUAUCAUCAAAGCGAAGUAAAAGCAAUAGUCCAUUACAAGAAAGAGCUUAGUAUAGUAUGUGAGUAAGCCGAUUUAGUAAUGAAAGCGAGCGCAAGCUACCAGUGCCCCUCUCCCUCCUAAGCAAACCAUAAAUAUGUAGGUGAAUUAUGCUAACGCUAACACGCCAACAAAACAAUAACAGUAAUGUUAAUUCAUAUGAAUGUGACAACCGUCACACAAUUCAAAAAGUAGUAGUAGUGAUGUAAAAACAACAGCAACACAAAACAUUAAAAGCAAAAACAAAGAAAGAACUACGAUGCAGCAGCAAUCACAUGACAUGACGUUUUACGCGCAAACUCAGUGGUGAAAGCAACAAAGUGAUAGAUAUAUAUUAUUAAAACAGGAUACAAAGGAUGGCGAGUAGAUGUGCUGUGCGAUAUACAUAUAUAUUAUAUAAUAAUAGUGCAGAGCAACGUGUGAGAGAUGGGGGAAGGCCGCACGGCAGCCCUCCAAAGCAUGCAGUGAGUGAUGUGACGAGUAUUGCCGCAAAAGUUGUAAAGAUAAAUAGGCAGUAGUAGCUGCAACAACAACUUCAGCAAACAGUUGUCACUACCUAUGUAUAUUUGUUGAUUUUUUUAGCGAUAAAAAUAAAUUAAAAUUAUUUUAACUAUGUAGAGAAAUAAUUAUAAAUAUUUGCACUAUUUUUUGUUUAAGAAAUUCGUUAACUUAUUCCUAUAGCAAAGCGAAAGCAAAUACGAAUUUUAAACAUUGUAAGAUUUGGCACAAAAACGUAUUUUUUAUUUAGUUUUAUGUUACCUUAGCACCUUUUUAGACUAUUUAGUUGGUUAAAAUUAGCAGCAAAAGACAACUGCGUAAAACUGCUUUAAAGAAAAUAUGUAUGUACAUACGUUCAAGUAGAUUUCAAAAAAAAAAAAAAAAAAAA
Bactrocera latifrons is the source of this 4109-nucleotide messenger RNA. RefSeq names its product hexokinase type 2 (gene Hex-A). Gene Ontology annotation, cellular component: mitochondrion; cytosol. Lineage: Eukaryota; Metazoa; Arthropoda; Insecta; Diptera; Tephritidae. The coding region runs from base 1452 to 3206 and encodes 584 amino acids. The transcript has 2 exons. The record is from RefSeq and is a predicted model, not a curated record. Gene Ontology annotation, biological process: glycolytic process; glucose 6-phosphate metabolic process; intracellular glucose homeostasis. Gene Ontology annotation, molecular function: glucokinase activity; mannokinase activity; fructokinase activity.